Molecule: messenger RNA, 2654 nt
Organism: Polyodon spathula (Mississippi paddlefish)
Lineage: Eukaryota; Metazoa; Chordata; Actinopteri; Acipenseriformes; Polyodontidae
Product: grpE protein homolog 2, mitochondrial-like
Exons: 4
Coding region: 30-707 (225 amino acids)
Biological process (GO): protein folding; protein import into mitochondrial matrix
Cellular component (GO): PAM complex, Tim23 associated import motor
Molecular function (GO): adenyl-nucleotide exchange factor activity; protein-folding chaperone binding; protein homodimerization activity
Source: RefSeq, a predicted model, not a curated record
GCGGCCCUCAGCAAGGUUGUUACCCGAAUAUGGCUAUGCGUUACCUUCGGGCAGCUCGAGAGAACCUGCAUCAUUUAAAGUGUUUAAUAUCGCACACCACCGGGAUUAACAAUAGGGGAUCCCAGUGCUUGUUCAGCUCGGCUGCACACCAGAGAAGUGCUGGGGAUGAGAACAAUGUGGACGACUCUGAGGAUGAGCUAGGGAAAACUGUAACAGUUCACAAGCUCCAAAUGAGAGCAAGUAAACUUGAAGAACAAGUUCGAGAUCUCACAGAGAGAUAUAAGAAAGCUUUAGCUGAUUCGGAUACAGUCAAAAGAAGAACUCAAAAAUUUGUGGAGGAUGCAAAGAUCUUUGGUAUCCAGAGUUUCUGCAGAGACUUGGUAGAGGUUGCAGAUAUGCUGGAAAAGACCACAGACAGUGUGUCUGAGGAGGCGCUCGGUGAUAAAAACCCAACUCUCAAGAACCUUUAUGACGGACUUUUGCUCAUUCAAGAGCAGUUGCACAGUGUGUUUGGCAAGCAUGGGCUUCAAAAGAUGAUGCCCAUUGGUGGCAAAUAUGACCCCUAUCAGCAUGAAAUUGUCUGCCAUGUAGCAGCCGAUGGUAUAGAGCCUGGCACAGUAACGGUUGUAACCCACGAAGGGUAUCAACUUCAUGGGCGCACUAUUAGGCACGCGCAUGUCGGAGUAGCAGUUGAAUCCCAAGAUUGACAGCAGCUCCAUUUCGACUGAGACCUACUUCAGCUUUGCAUUGCACAUUUGCUUCUUAAUGUCCUGUACAGUUUUUAUAUAUUUUCUGUUUCUUUUUGCAAAUCGUGCUUUUAUAUAUAUAUUUUUUUUAUAUUUAGUUGCUGAUGGUCACAAAAUGUAGAAUUUAUUACCAAUUUCCAAGGUACCUUAAUUAUUUGAGAUUUUCACCCUCAGCAAUUGACUCAUAUCACAGUUGAAAGUUCAAACUUUUCUUAUGCAAAAGUAUGACCUGUAGUAUUAUAAAUGAUCCUUAAAUGGUUUAGUUUAAGUCUUUAUUGUGGUGGUUACUGCACUGAGUGGUUGAAUAGAUCCACCUUUUCCCAGGAUUGUUUGUUACAUUAGCAUUUUUAGAAUGAUUCAUCACAAAUUCUGUCGCCAUAUGAGGUUUUCAAUAUUUGCCUAUGGAAAAGGCAUAUGAAACGAGUCUUGAUUUAGUAUUGUCAUAAGAGAUGUGAGGUGUGUUGUUCUACAGUUUGUCUCAAAGCAGCUAAUAAUGUGUGGGCCUGAGAUUAAAUGAGAUGCAUGGCAUAAAGCAUGUGCAAUUGUACAUGUUGUGUAGAGUAGAGCAAGGGUUUUUUUUUUUGUAUUUAAUUUGCUUGCAGUAUGUCAAGAACAAAGUUGUAUUUAUUGAAACGUUGUAUUUCCUUUGGAUGCUGAUACUCGCCAACGCAAGUGGUUACCAGUGUUGGGUUGUAUAAAAACUGUUCUCUCUUCAACAUGUGGCUUAUCUGUCGUAUCCUGCAUGAAAAACGGCAAGUUGGCUAGUUUGUCUUGAUAAUACACGAAUGUUUCAGUAAAAGUGUUAAUCUUCUAUUCUGUUAUUUUACUAUUUAGUAAUACUUUUGUGACUGCCAUUGUUUUGUAAAUAUAAACUUUGCAUUACACUAUUACGUUUGUUUCUUUAGAUUAAAAUGACCCAAAUGAAAUCCCUGUCAGACCCAAUAGCAGUGUCAGUCAGUAGAUUUAUUAUUGACUGACUGCUGCGGGGGAAAUGCUGUAUUCUAUACUACGUAGCUUACAGAUAACUUUUGUGCAUAUUUAUUUUGCCUUGGCUGUAACCAAGCUGAAACUUUAUGUAAAUUUGUAUUUGUUACAAUGUUAAGAAAUAAAAAAAGAAAUGUCCAUGAAAUGCAAUUGACUUAACUUUAUGCUUCAGAGACAUUCAGAUUUAGUAUCUAUUAUUAAGCAAGGUAUAAUUACUGAAUAAGAAAGUAAGGGGUUGAUUUGAGCAACCUGUACCCUGCCAGAAUAAACCACUGCUGGAUUAUUUAGAGUAUGUUAUAACACUAGGGAGUCAUGCAGCAUUAACCACCUAUAUGUUAUCCUUGGAUUUCCCCCCAAAAUAAGUGGAUGAUGCAGUCAUGCUAUGAAGUGCUCUAAAUCCAAAAGUGUUGCUGUGUUUUAUCAAGUCGGGGUAUAUUGUAGGCUAAUCAAAUCAACCCCUAAAUUAAGAUGAAAAUAAUUUUGGCUGGCGUCUUCAGUGUCACUGAACGCACUGUUUUCUUCUAGUUUUGCUUUACAGUUUGUUUUUUAUUAGUUUAAUUUUUUUAAGUUCUAGGUGAUUUGUUACUAAGUGAAAAAUAAUCUAUUUUACAUUUCUACACCAAUGGGAUUUAAAGUUAGAAUACAUUCAACUUUCGGUGUAAAUGUACAUGGUUGUUUAUCUGAAAAUGAUUGUAAUCAAAAUAGCACUUAAUGCAAGUAUCCUUAAACAUACAUUUUUUAAUGUUUUGCAGCCAGUGUCUACUGUACACAAUUAUUUUCAUACAUUUCUAAAGUAUAUGUACCUAAAGUUUAUGGUUGUACAGAAAACAUGUUAGAGCGUUAACUUCAAAGUGAAUGUUUCUGUAUUUAAACAGAACCAUAUUGAAUUACUUAUGUUGGUAAAUAAAAAUUGAUGCCAAACAA